ACACAAACAACGAAAGUCUUUUUUGCACUCGCCAUGGUGUCUCAUCUUCAAUGUAUGGCAUCCACAUUGUUUACUUGAGGUACAAGCAAAACAUCUAAGUUCGUCGACCUCCUCUUAAUGGCUUCAAGUUCAACUUCAUUCCCGUUAACCAUCGCGCCACCACAGGGUGUCAGGUUUAACCGAAGAAAACCACGGUUAACCGUGUGGGCUAAGCAAACGGCUUUUCAACUCGGGAAACCGAAGGGUGAUGAUGACUCGGAGGGAAAACCAAAAGGGAAGAACCCGUUUCAGUUCGACUUCGGAAAGUUACCGGACAUCAAGUCACUGAUACCAGUUGUGACGAAUCCUUCUACCGGUUUAGUGUUUGGCAAUAACAGAAAGAAAGAUCCUGGUACGAUUUUUGUGGCCGGUGCUACAGGACAAGCUGGUAUACGUAUAGCUCAAACGCUCUUGCAACGAGGAUUCAGCGUUCGAGCCGGUGUUCCUGACCUUGGAGCUGCCCAAGACCUCGCUCGUGUCGCGGCUACUUACAAGAUUUUAUCAAAUGAUGAAGUCAAGAGGCUAAACGCAGUUCAAUCCCCCUUCCAAGACGCAGAAUCAAUCGCAAAAGCGAUUGGAAACGCGACUAAAGUUGUUGUGACGGUUGGGGCGACAGAAAAUGGUCCUGACGCCCAAGUCUCGACCUCAGACGCUCUGCUCGUGGUCCAAGCGGCUGAGCUCGCUGGUGUAAGCCAUGUGGCGAUCGUUUAUGACGGGAGCAUCAGCGGAUCCACGUACAACGUGCUAGACGGGAUUACUUCGUUUUUCGGCAACCUUUUCGCAAAAUCUCAGCCAUUGACUAUCUCUGACCUCAUCGAGAAAGUAGCUCAAACGGACGUGGCGUACACGCUCAUAAAGACGAGUUUGGUGGAGGAUUUCUCGCCGGAGAAAGCUUAUAACGUCGUCGUUUCAGCUGAAGGAAGUAACAGCGGCAGUGGCAGUAGUUCGUCCGAGGCCUACAAAGUCCCGAAGUUGAAGAUUGCAUCGCUGGUAGCAGACAUUUUUGCGAACACGGCCGUGGCAGAAAAUAAGGUGGUGGAAGUUUCUACAGAUCCAUCAGCACCGUCGCGGCCAGUGAACGAGCUUUUCAGUGUAAUCCCGGAAGAUGGGAGGAGAAAAGUGUACGCAGCUGCGAUUGCAAGGGCAAGAGCAGAGGAAGAAGCUAAAGUUGCAGCUGAGAAAGCCCGAGAGGCAGCAGAAGCAGCGAAAGAGUUUGAGAAACAAAUGCAAAAGCUAUCUGAGAAAGAAGCAGAAGCUGCUAGCUUAGCUGAGGAUGCGCAGCAGAAAGCUGACGCCGUGGGAAUCACAGUGGACGGUCUAUUUAACAAGGCGAAAGAUAUCGGCUCAGGUCUCUCCUGGAAUAAACUCGGUUCUCAGUUCGCAACCGCGGUUCAAAACGCUUCAGAGACGCCUAAAGUACAGGUUGCUACGGUCAGAGGACAAGCUAAAGCGAGAAACUUGCCACCCAAGAAAGCAGUGGUGAAACAGAGACCAUCAUCUCCAUUUGCAUCCAAACCGAAGGAAGAACGUCAGAAGAAGCCAGAGAAAGAGGUGAGGAAAGUGUUUGGAGGACUGUUUAAGCAAGAGACCAUUUAUGUCGACGACGACUGAAAACGCCAUAAACUAUGUCGUUUCAGAGCUCCGUACAGUUUCCUUUUUUUGUUUCCUUCUGUUUCAAGUUAAAUUUCUGUAAUCAUAUGAUAAAAUUAUAUAUAAAAAAACCAUUGUUCGUUCUCUCUUUAAAUCAA
Molecule: messenger RNA, 1787 nt
Organism: Arabidopsis lyrata subsp. lyrata
Lineage: Eukaryota; Viridiplantae; Streptophyta; Magnoliopsida; Brassicales; Brassicaceae
Product: protein plastid transcriptionally active 16, chloroplastic
Exons: 5
Coding region: 118-1650 (510 amino acids)
Source: RefSeq, a predicted model, not a curated record